This is a messenger RNA of Cetraspora pellucida, 245 nucleotides long. The record is from the annotation of a GenBank genome assembly. Lineage: Eukaryota; Fungi; Glomeromycota; Glomeromycetes; Diversisporales; Gigasporaceae.
CAGGAAAUUUAAGAGUUAAAAAUCAUUACUCACCUAAAGAUAUGCAUGCCAGUUUAGAAGAAUUAGCUGAAAAGGAAGAACUUGACUUUGAAGAAAUACUGACAAUAAAAACAAUAAAAGCUUGGAUAGGAAGAUAUAGUGCAAAUUUCAAAAAAGAGGUGUCAGAAAGAGUUCUGUCAGAAAAUAAUAAUAAUUAUAUUGCAGUAGUUAAUGAAAGUAGUAAACAUCAAAAAUUAUAUAAUUAG